AUGGCUCCUUCAAAGCAGUCCAUGUUCCGCUCUGCGGACAUGAGUAUGGUGCAGUUAUACAUAUCCAAUGAAAUCAGCCGAGAAUGUGUUAACGCGUUAGGAGAACUUGGACUGGUCCAAUUUCGAGAUCUCAACAGUGAUAUCAGUGCAUUCCAGCGAACUUUUACCCAAGAGAUUAGAAGACUUGACAAUGUUGAGCGCCAGCUUCGUUACUUCCAUUCCCAAAUGGAAAAAGCGAGCAUUCCUCUACGAAGGUUAGACCUUGAUGUCGAAACGCUCGCGCCUCCCACUACUUCCGAGAUCGAUGAACUCUCCGAGCGGACUCAAAGCCUCGAGCAGCGAAUCUUCCAACUGAAUGACAGCUACGAGACACUGAAGAAGCGCGAGGUCGAACUGACCGAAUGGCGGUGGGUUCUUCGCGAGGCCGGUGGCUUUUUUGACCGAGCUCACGGAAACGUUGAGGAGAUUCGAGCUUCGACCGAGGAUGACGAUGCUCCUUUACUCCAAGACGUGGAGCAGCACAAUCAGGGUGGCGACGUUGAACGUUCCUUCUCUGGCAUGAAUAUUGGCUUCGUCGCUGGUGUUAUAAACCGCGACCGGGUAGCUGCUUUCGAGCGCAUUCUCUGGAGAACGCUUCGCGGCAACUUGUAUAUGAACCAAUCCGAGAUUCCCGAACCCCUUGUUGAUCCGAGUAAUAACGAGUCUAUUAACAAGAAUGUCUUCGUUAUAUUUGCUCAUGGCAAGGAAAUCCUGGCCAAGAUCCGCAAAAUUUCGGAAUCUAUGGGCGCUGAUAUCUAUAGCGUCGACGAAAACGCAGACCUUCGUCGCGACCAGAUGCAUGAGGUUAAUGCCCGUCUCAACGAUGUUCGAAACGUCUUGCACAAUACGCAGCAGACUCUCGAAGCCGAGCUCACCCAAAUUGCUCAGUCUCUUGCAGCUUGGAUGAUUUUGAUUACAAAGGAGAAGGCUACCUACCAAACGCUCAAUCUCUUCUCAUUCGACCGACAGAGACGGACUCUCAUUGCGGAAGGUUGGUGUCCUACGAAUGAUUUACCUCUCAUUCGCACCACGCUUCAAGAUGUGACCAACCGAGCAGGCCUGUCUGUUCCGUCCAUUAUCAAUGAGAUCAAGACAAACAAGACUCCUCCGACUUACUUGAAAACCAAUAAAUUCACAGAAGCAUUCCAGACUAUCAUUAAUGCAUACGGUACGGCGACCUACCAAGAGGUUAACCCUGCUCUACCUGCUAUCGUUACCUUCCCUUUCCUGUUUGCCGUCAUGUUUGGAGAUUUCGGCCACGCCACCAUCAUGUUCUCUGCUUCUUUGGCUAUGAUAUAUUGGGAGAAGCCCCUAAAGAAAGUCACAUUCGAACUCUUCGCUAUGAUUUACUAUGGUCGAUACAUUGCCUUGGUCAUGGCUGUGUUCUCCUUAUUCACGGGCCUUAUCUAUAACGAUGUGUUUUCCAAGACUUUCACUUUCUUCGACAGUGCCUGGGAAUGGGACGUUCCUGAGGGAUGGCAAGAAGGCCAGCCUCUUGUAGCUAAGCUCAAGGGCGACUACCGAUAUCCGUUUGGCCUUGACUGGUUUUGGCAUGGUACCGAGAAUGACUUGUUGUUUAGCAACAGCUACAAGAUGAAGAUGUCUAUCAUUCUUGGGUGGGCGCACAUGACAUACUCCCUCUGCCUAUCCUACUUCAAUGCGAGACACUUUAAGAGACCAAUUGACAUCUGGGGUAACUUCUUACCAGGGAUGAUCUUCUUCCAAGCUAUCUUCGGUUAUCUCGUCAUUUGCAUUGUUUACAAGUGGUCUGUGGACUGGCUCGCGAUCGGAGAACAGCCCCCCGGACUUCUGAACAUGUUGAUUUACAUGUUCCUACAGCCCGGUACAUUAGAUAUUCAAUUGUAUCCAGGACAAAAGGGUGUACAAGUUACAUUGUUACUCCUUGCCUUUGUCCAGGUCCCUAUCCUGUUACUCCUGAAACCAUUAUACUUGCGAUGGGAGCACAACCGUGCUCGUGCCCAGGGCUAUCGUGGCAUAGGCGAACCCUCUAGAGUCUCGGCCCUUGAUGAGGACGAAAGCGAUGGGCACUUCCAAAGCAAUGGCAAUGGCAAUGGCAACGGCCGCCCCAGCGUAGAUACCGAUGAUGGUGAGGGCGUCGCUAUGAUCGCGCACGGUGACGACGAGGAAGGCCAUGAAGAGUUUGAAUUCAGUGAGAUCAUGAUUCAUCAGGUCAUCCACACAAUUGAAUUUUGCCUGAACUGUGUCUCCCACACUGCUUCUUACCUGCGUCUCUGGGCGUUGUCACUCGCUCACCAGCAGCUAAGUGUCGUGCUUUGGGACAUGACUCUUGGCCCAUCACUCGCCAAGCCGGGCGUCCUCGGUGUUUUCAUGAUCGUUGUUGCUUUCUAUUUGUGGUUUUUCCUUUCUUGUGCCAUUCUCAUUUGUAUGGAAGGCUGUAGCGCUAUGUUGCACUCUCUCCGUCUGCAAUGGGUUGAGGCGCAAUCGAAAUACGCCGAGUUCGCGGGUCACAUGUUCACUCCGUUUUCUUUUAUAACGUUAUUGGAGGAGGAUGACGGGUUAGUCGAGUUCAGAGGUUAA
This is a messenger RNA of Daldinia childiae, 2598 nucleotides long. Its product is annotated as V-type proton ATPase subunit a. The transcript has 5 exons. Bases 1 to 2598 code for a protein of 865 amino acids. Gene Ontology annotation, cellular component: vacuolar proton-transporting V-type ATPase, V0 domain; fungal-type vacuole membrane; vacuolar proton-transporting V-type ATPase complex. Gene Ontology annotation, biological process: proton transmembrane transport; vacuolar acidification. NCBI's taxonomy places the organism in Eukaryota, Fungi, Ascomycota, Sordariomycetes, Xylariales, Hypoxylaceae. Gene Ontology annotation, molecular function: ATPase binding; proton-transporting ATPase activity, rotational mechanism. The record is from RefSeq and is a predicted model, not a curated record.